UCCAAGGGUUCGUUCGAUUGAAUAGGAAGAAAGGAGACUGCUUGACUGCUAGCAGCUUAAGUUAUUUUGCUGCUAAAAAAAUAUUUUCUAAUUGUUGUAUCUCACAUUCAACAACUGUGGUUUUUCUAUAAAUGCUAUUUUAUAUUUAGAGCGCUCUCAAAUGUUUUGUGUAAAAAAUAACGUCAUAACAUAAAUGUAUUUGUCGCCGGCCGGAGUGCGGUCACUCCACACUCCAGUCGUAGCAUCAGUAAAUAAGUCAACCGUAACCGUCUCAACGGUUUGAGCAUUUGAAUUUGACUCGAUCGAAAUCGCUCAGCUUCCGAGUUUUUUAAAUCAGUAUAACUUCCUUUUAACUAAACUAACUGUGUAAACUAAAUUUUAUAUCAUGACUUCGUGGAGCCAAGUGAUUAUUGAGUGGGCCAAUUCUCUAGGGAUCAUUGAAUCGAGCGUUGAAAGUACACAAGAUUUGCAGGACGGUGUAUUUUACAAGACUCUCGUAUCCCAUUUGUGUGGAGGAACGAACGAUGAAAGUUUGAUUGAUGACACAAAAACACCUCAAACAGAUGACCAAAUCUUGAAAUUUAUCCGGUCGGAAUAUCCCAAGUUCGAGUGCACCGAUAGUCUCGAAUCAAGUCACAAGGAUUUGUACAUAGCAUCUCUACUACUUGCGCAAUGUGCCCAGCAGCCCAUGUUCCACCGACCUAUGUGCGUAGCUUUGAGACAAGAGACUCAAGUUCGAAUAAAACAAUUUUUGGAGGUUGUUUUACCGUACGGAAAAAAUUUGACAAAAGAAUCCAUCGAAGCUGCAUUAAAAGAGCUCGAAGAUGACGUAGUAUCAAACGAAACGCUCUCAACUCCAAAAGUUCGACCUCUUAGAGAAUUUUUUAAUUCACCGGCUGUUAAAUCUGCUCGAAGCCAGAGAUUCAUGAACGAAAGAAAUCGGGAACUCAUGUGUCUUCGGGCCCAAUUGGAAACUGAACAAUACGAGAAGGCAGAUCUCAUCGAAGAUAUCAGAAUUGAAAAGGAAAAAGUAGUCAAUUUACAAAAAAAACUCGAUGAAAAAACGCGAGAAUUACGGGAUUUGCGUAGCGAUCGAUUGAAACCGCCGACACCGCAAUCAUGUCGGAAGUCCAAAAAAAUGCUGGAUAACAACGAGGAGUUUUACCAGCGUCAAGCGGAAGAGCUUGAGACCAGAAAUUCAAAACUUGCAUUGGAAAUAGAGAAAUUAUGCGAAGAGAAAGAAGAGCUCUCAAGGCGAUUGACAUCGAGCGAAAAUUGUGCCGAGGCGAUAAAAGAAAAAUACGAAAAAACGCUGGAGAGCCUCGCCUAUGAAUUAGAUACGAGGAACAACGAUAUUGUGUGUUUACGUACGAAUAUCGAAGAAUUGCGCGAACAUAUUCGACAAACGAAGAGGCUAUCGCUCGGAGAUCAGAGCCUCAACAUGGAACCCAUGUGCAACGAAGCUCUCAGCUCAAUCGUCGAUCUUCAACUCCAAGAAGCUCGCCAGGAAUCGGCUCAGUUGAGAAAUGAAUUGCUCGAGGUUGGACUCAAGCUAGAAACCUCGCUGCGCGAGUGUGAAAAAUUGCGCAGGCUCGAGAUUCUAAUUAACGAAAAAACGACGGAACUGGAUUCUAUGCAGAAGACUCUUAACGAAAGAGAGGAGCAACUUUCGUCGAGCAACGCUAGAGUAACGCAUCUCGAACUCGAAGGCUCACAAUUGUUAGAAAAAUUCACGAAGCUUGAAAAAAAAUUGCAGGAAACAAAAGAAUUAACCACUCUCGAACAAGAACGAAAUAAUGAACUGGAAUCUGAUCUUGAGAUCGCGCGUUCGAGAGUCAACGAUUUAACAGCUUCUUUAGAAAGUGCAAAAUCCCAAACAGUCGAAUUGAAUUCAAUCGUUGAAGGCACUCGAAAAGAAUUGGUAAAUGUGCGAAGUUCUUUGUCGACGAAAGAAGAACAACUGUCGCUGGCAACGGAAGAAAAAAAUAAUUUAGAAUCGUUGUUGAAUGAGAAACGAAAGGAGCUUCGAGAAAUAAAUGUCUCCUUGGAAAAUGAGAAAGUCUCAGUAAAGAAAUUGGAAUCGGUUGUGGAUGCUUGCAACAAAGAAUCUCAAGAUUUACGAAAGGAUUUGAGUUGGAGCAACGAACGACUUUCGCUCGUUAACGAGGAGAGAAUGAUUUUGGAAUUGACUCUUCGGUCGACUGUAGACAAACUCGAGAUGACGGAAAGUUGUUUGCAAAAUGAAAGAACUCGGGUGACGGAGUUGGAAUCAACGUUGGUUAAAGCCAACAAAGACCUGGAAGAUAUGAAAAAUUUGCUUGAUUCGAAGGAGGAAAGUUUGAACCAGGAGGGAAGAAAAAUCACCGAAUUCGAAACGGUUGUCAAUCAAACCCGAAAAGAUAAUGAAGAAUUGCAAAGGAUGCUCGACGAAUUGAAAGUAGCUUUACAAACAGAGAGAGAUGGAUCUAACGCGUUGAAAGAGAUGAUUUCACGUUCGAAGAAAACCUCCGAAGAUCUCGAAUCUCUGUUGGCAUCGAAGGAAAUACUCUUGAGGGAAUCAGAAGAACGCGAAAGUUGUUUGAACAAGGAAUUAGAAUUUUAUAAAUCGAAAAACAACGAAUUGAAUGACUCGAUGCGUGUCGAGAUUGCGAAGUCUUCCGAACUCGAAGCAAAAAUUUUCCAAAGAAAUGAAAAAUAUUGCGAGCUUGAGGCAAACCUGGUUGCGGCCCAAAAUUUGCUUGAAGAAACGGAGGUGAUCAAGCGAGAAGUUGAGGCGCAACUGGACACGGCAAAUGUUAAAAUAACGGGAAUGGAGUCAGAAUUGAAAGACUUUAGAACAGAACUUCUAAGACUCGAAGAAGAAAAGAGGGAGAACAUUUCAGCGAAUACUGCGUUGAAGGAAUCCGCAAAAUUGGACGCAGAAAAAAUAAUCUCUUUGGAAACUAAGAUCUCGAACUACGAGGGAGUGAUUGAAGAUCUCAAUCGGUCGUUGACGGAAAAAACAGAAAAAGUUAAUGAACUCCAGAACGAACUGAACGAGAAGAGCACUUCGUUGGAUUCAUUGAGUCAGCAUCUAAACGAGUCAGCGAAACGUGAAAGUACCACCGUCGAUUUAUUAAGAGCGAGCGAACAAAAAGUUACCGAAUUAUACGAACUCAGUCAAGAUACGAAGAUUCAAAUGGCGACAGAACGUGAAAAAUCGAAGAAUUUAUACGAUGAGAUAAAAAAACUCGAAGAGAAAUGGUCUAUUUCCGUCCACACCAUCAACGAAUUAGAAAAUCGAUGCGAAGAGCUGAAGGGAGAAUUGAACGAGAGCCAAAAAAAAUUGUACAAAGAAACGACUUCGAAUGGAGAACUGAAAGAACGAGUGGACGAACUUUGUAGACUGAGGUGCGAGCUCGAAGAAGAGUUGUCAACGAAGAAAAACCAAAUCACAAGCGUUCAGGCUCAGUGGGACGAGUGUAAAAACGAACUGGCAUCGUCCAUCAACGAAAUUUCACUCCUGAAACGAAACAUCGAAAAGGCGACGGUAGAACUCGAAGAAGCUCGGGAAAGAUUCGAGAAAGAAUCCUUGAAAAACCAGGAAAUAACAGAAGAGUUAGAGCCUUCUCGUUCAAUGAAUGAAAAUCUCAAAGAAGAAUUGUCGUCAAAGAAAGAGAAACUCGCAAGCAUUCAGAGUCAGUGGGACGAAUGUAAAAACGAACUGGCAUCGUCCAUCAACGAAAUUUCACUCCUGAAACGAAACAUCGAAAAGGCGACGGAAGAACUCGAAGAAGCUCGGGAAAGAUUCGAGAAAGAAUCCUUGAAAAACGAGGCAAUAACAAAGGAGUUGGACGCUUCUCGUUCAAUUAAUGAAAAUCUCGAAGGUGAACUUUUGUCAACGAAAAACGAACUGACAACCGUCCGGAGUCAGUGGAGCGAAGGUCAAACAAAUUUGGCAUCGUCCAUUAACGAGAUUUCACUCAUGAAACAAGACAUAGAAAAGAUGAAAUACGUACUUGAGAAAUCCCAGGAAAAUUUCUCCAAAGAAUCGUUGAAAAACGGCGAAAUAAGCAAAGAGUUGGAGGACUCGCGUGCGUUGAACAAAGAUCUUGAAGAGAAAUGGACCGAUUGUAAAAUCCAGGUCGAAACUAUUGUGGCCGAGAAAAAUAAUCUCGAAGAAAAAUUGCAACUCGAACUGGCGAAGCAGCGAGGACAAUUGGAAGAUCUGGAAUCUGCAAAAACACUCUUGGAACAAGAAUUGUCAUCGUUUACUGCUUUGAAGUCCGAUAUGACCGAGGAAAUUAGGAGGCUGCGCGAAGUACUAGAAAGUUCACGCAACGAUCAACAAAAUAUGAAAGAAACGCACGACAAGGAGUGCAGUAAAUUCCAGCAACAAAUCGAAGAUUUCAAUGAGCAAUCGAAACGGCAAUUAGAAGAAAUAGAAUCUCUGCGAAAUCAAUUGGAAAGUAUAAAAUUCGAAAAAGUACGUUUGACCGAAAAAAUGGAAGAAACGAACAACACCGUCGCUGUUUUAGAGAAGCGUUUAGUCGUAGCGGAAAAUUUGCGAAUGGAGAUCGAACUUGAGGAUAAAUUGAAGAAAGAAGCGUUGAACGUUGUUCAAGCAAAACUGGAACAACUCGGCAAAGAAAAAAUCGAAACGGAGCUAAGAAUGAAGGAAGUUAUAGUUAAUCUUCAAGAAGUUCGAACGAGCCAGGAUCAAGUGAUGGAGGCUCAGAUACAAGCACUCGAAGAAAAAUCACGCCAGCACGUUAAUCUCGAAAAAGAAAUGGACGAGUUUAGAAUUGCAUUGAAAGAAAAAACAAGUAAACUUGAAGCUGCAGAAGCAAAGGUGGAGGACAUUUUAGCAGAAUUGAAGACUGCGAGAGAAGAGGGCAAAGAGAAAUCAGUGCUAGUAAAAAAACUGGAAAGUUUGUUAGAGGUAGAGCGUGAGCAAUUCGGUGAAACGACGCGAAACCUCGAAACUGUGAAUAAUAAUAUAGUUGAAAUUGAAAAAAUAUCACGAGUCUUGAAAGCGGAGCUCGAUUCUCUUUGGGACUCGGUGAGAAACACUUUACCCGAAUUGGCCCGUUCGAGAACUUCUCUCGAUAACAAUGAGAAUGCUAAAGACCUCCUAUCAGCAUUCGUCGAGGAUACAAAUGCCAUACAAAGAGUCGUGUCGAUACUCAGCGAAGCUAACGAGACUCUGAAAGAGCACGCGAGCUCGGAGAAGGAAUCUGCAAGAAUAUUAUGCGAUGAGGUGGAAAAACAAAAAUUCGAGCUCAACGAACUUUUGAAGGGUGUGGAAACCGAACUUGAGAAACGUGAUCAACGUGUGUCACUCUUGACCGAACGGGACAAGAAUUUACAAGAAUUAUUAAUGAAGGUUGCCUCCGAGAGAGAUGAAGUCGAAAAAGAACUAGUGCACUUGAUUAAUAGAUGGAAACUGCUGACUAUUGAAGCUGAAAAUUUUAUAACCACCGGCAAUUUAAACUGCGAAGAACUGAAAAAUUUGAUAAAUCAACGCAAUGAAAUCGAGAGUUCUCUCUUUGGUUUUAAUGAGCGUCACACGUGUAAUUCAAAGAGCUUGUUCGAAUCUCUUCAUCGAAUAUUUUGUUCGUCGGAGACUGAGCUAGAAAGUUCUCGUGAAACGAUUCUGUCCGAAGAGAUGCAACGGGGUGAGCUCAUGAAGCAGGGGCUGACGGUUCUAGUCGAAAAAAUGGAUGAAUUCUCGGAGAAUCUUAAGACGUACGAUACGAAAUUGAAAUCAGGAUUGCUAAACGAGGCCUCAGAAAACGAGAAAAAACUUCGGGCGGAAUUGGAAAAGAUAUCGAAAGAGAAAAAAGAUAUAAAAGAUAAAUUCGAUGCUGCGAGGGCACGUAAUGCGAAGAUGGAGAAAAAUAUGGAGGAUUUGAGAAACGACAGUAAAAAAGUUAAGUCCGAGUUAAUCGGUGAACUCGAGAAACUGCGUGCGUUGAUCGAUAAAUUAGAAGAAGAAAAAGUUGAGUUGGCCAAAAGAGUCAACGAGAAAGCAGACGUUGAAACACUCCACAACGAAUAUGGGCAAAAACUCGAGAAAAUCAAGCAGAAAAUGAAAACGGCAUACAACGAGCAAAUUGCAAAAUUAAACCAAGAGCAAGAAAAAAUUUUGAAUGAAAAAAUAGAAUCGUUGAAAAUUCAGACGGAACAGCAGUGUCGGAAAUACGCCGAAGAUAUAGCUAAAUACAAGGCUCACAUAAGUGAUCUAAGCUCUCGUUACUGGGAAGUAGGUGAAAAAUUGCUCGCCGAGACACAGGAAAAACAAGUAGCACUUCAACAAGUGCAACGUUUGAGAGAACUAAAACACAAUCAGGAAAUAACCGCUGAAUACAAAGAACAAGUUGUCCAUAAUCGUCAAAAGACUGCGAGUUUGGACAGACGAGAAUUUACGAUUGAUCGAUUACCCAAAGACUCUUCGAGUCGAGUUGGCUAUGGGGCUGUCGAAGUCAUCGAAGAGGAAACUACAACGUUCUCAACACACAGGAGACACAGCGUUAAAAGUAUUCAGGCAAUGGGGAAUGCUUUCAGAGCCGAAGACGAAGAAGGCGAAGUUUUUGACAGCGUUUACUUGGCGGACUUGAAGGAAGGUCGUUGUGCACCAAAAGGCCCGGACUUUGAUCGUUUGUCAGAACUUCGUAUGAGAAACUCGAUGUGCAGGCCUCAUUUAAAAUCAUCGUACGCGGUCGAAACGAAUUUACAACCAAUUGCGCUGCUCGAAGAUGAUAUUAAGAAUGGUGUAGCGGGCGAUGACGUGUUCAAUGAUAGUCUCAGUCAGAGUCUUCUACCGGGACAAAAACCAAAAAAGAAAGACCGGACUCAGACUUCAUACAAGAGACCUGGUCCUCCAACGCCAAGCAAGAACGGUGGUAGACUAUCGUUGCAGGGGAACGAGCUCAAAAGUCCAAACAGCAGGAUAUUAAAGGAACGUAAUGUUGAAAGGCGAACGACAGCUACUCCGAGAGGACUGAAAAAUCUCUUUGGCACAUCUAUGUCUAAGAGACAGGAUGAGAAUACGGUUGGCACGCCGAAAGGCAGACGGUUGAGCAACAUUUUCAGAAAACAGCGUACUGAGCGUAAUUAAAUUGUUCAUAUAUGAAAGAAAGAACUCGUCCACAAGGGACUGAAAAUACAACGGAGCGAAAUUGAACAAAGUAAAAAAUAAAAAAUGUACUAUUUUCAACAUUCCUAGUAUAUUUGGCAAAAAUUUUAUUAAUAUUAUUAUUAUAAAACCAUUAAAUACUAUAGUAAUAACAAACGAUAAUACUUUGUUUUUCUGUCAUCUAGUAUUAUCAAAAUACCGAAACGAAUUUUUCCAUUUUCCAUGGUGGGACGUAGUGGGCUUGAGGAAUUAUAAUAAUAUAUAAUCUUCUCGUUAAAUAGAGAACGUAACAUAACAUCGCCGUACUUGAUAAUCUUCAGUCCCUCAGAAAAUCGCGUUAUCGCCAACUCUUAAAUGCACAUUUGGCCGUAGUAGCGAGAUUGAUUGCACGAGUCUGACAUGAAAACGAAUAUUCUUUUCACUCACUCAGAAUCGGAUUCCUGCAACAAUAUAGAGAAAAAUGUUUGUUAUUUAAUUAAAAUUCAAACGUGGUCAAUCAACAUUCUUCAAGACUCUUCGAGACCAUGAAUCUUUCCUCACUUUUUAUGAGAAAAUUAAAUUCAUAAAAUAGAAUCUGAAUAUAUUAACAAAUUAAACCUCGUAUAAAAACUAAACACGAUAAUUAAUAACUCAUCAAAAUUUCACUCUUCUUUAAUAAUACAUUUGGGAAAUUGGAUGUCGAAUAAAGUGAUUCAUCAAAUUAGGCAAUGAUUCGAAAUGGAAGAUAAUGUAUUCAUACUGUUCAAACUCACCAUAUACUGUCCUUCGAUGUAACGCCCAGAGUUUCUUGCUGUUCUCCUUAAUUCUCUUGGUUCCUGCGAUUGAUCCUGACUCCUUCGUCUGAGAAAAGAGAGAUUCGUAAAAAAAUAAAUAGGCGUACGAGAUAAAUAAAUAGCUGCAUCGUAAACAGAGCCUGUUGGAUUAUUUUAUACUGCGGUUGUUUAAAGCUUUCAGUUUUUAUAAUGAAGAUUUUUUUCUUUUUAGAUGCGAGAUCAAUUUCACAAAGCUAUAGUAUAGAAAAGCUGCUCUAAUUCCUCGAUAUGUGCAAAAUCUGUACAAAACCAUAAUCGUACGAAUGAUGGAGUGUGCACGUGUUUGUUGGUGUUGGUUUAAUCGCAUAUCAGAAAUUUCGUCUUUCGUUGAUGAAAAAUGUGUCGAGUUUACACGAAUUAGAAAGGCAAUAUUUUCUUUCGUACGAUUCCUUUGCGUAAUUUACUAGUAUUCUCGAGGCGUGUUGGAAUUUUACAGAGCAAGAAUAUCUAGAGCCGACCUCAUCAAUAAAAAAGUACCAAAAAAAAAGAAUGUCAAAGAAUUACAAGUGCAUUCGGUCAAAGCCACAAAAUUGAGGAUAUUUCUCAAUGAAAACGAUCUAUAAUAUACGUUUCUAAAUUUGAUAGUUUUCCGAACAUUGUUUAUUAGCAAGCAGAGUUUUAACUACGACUGUAUUCAGAAUGUAACAUUUUUCAUUUCUCAUGACUGAAUUAUCGAGCUUGAAAGCUUUCAGAAAUACAAUAAAAAAAUGUUACAGUUUUA
Venturia canescens is the source of this 8650-nucleotide messenger RNA. It is a transcript of the gene mud, whose product is annotated as early endosome antigen 1-like. The record is from RefSeq and is a predicted model, not a curated record. Lineage: Eukaryota; Metazoa; Arthropoda; Insecta; Hymenoptera; Ichneumonidae. Bases 386 to 7099 code for a protein of 2237 amino acids. The transcript has 10 exons.